AUGGAUUUUCAGGAAAAUAUCAUCAAAAGACAAAAUUCAAGUGAAUACUUUGACACGGUCAUUGGUCACAUAGAGGACAUUGUCAUUGGCGAAGAAUUUCAGAGUAUGGUUAAUCAGUUCAUGGAGUGUUACUACUUCGAGUUCGAACCGGGAGAAGAAAACAAAAUCAUCUACACGGAGAUCUACCAGAAGUAUACCAACAUGAUAGAAGCACACAUUGUGGAAAAUCUCAAUCGAAAGAUGAGCUGCUUCGACAUGGAUUUGUUUGCGAUGGAGCUGGAAAACAAGAAGACACAGCUGGACGGAGAGAUCUUCGAGCUGCUGUACACGCUGACUGACUUUCUAGCCUUCAAAGACAUGGUGCUGGACUACAAGGCAUUCAAAGAGGGUGCAUAUGACGAUCUAAGCAAGGGCAUCAGUGUAACUGGUUUGCAGAAAUGA
This is a messenger RNA of Anopheles coustani, 441 nucleotides long. Its product is annotated as ADP-ribosylation factor-like protein 2-binding protein. The transcript is spliced from 2 exons. Bases 1 to 441 code for a protein of 146 amino acids. The record is from RefSeq and is a predicted model, not a curated record. Gene Ontology annotation, cellular component: mitochondrial intermembrane space. Gene Ontology annotation, biological process: positive regulation of tyrosine phosphorylation of STAT protein; maintenance of protein location in nucleus. Lineage: Eukaryota; Metazoa; Arthropoda; Insecta; Diptera; Culicidae.